This is a messenger RNA of Arachis duranensis, 986 nucleotides long. RefSeq lists its product as uncharacterized. The transcript has 6 exons. NCBI's taxonomy places the organism in Eukaryota, Viridiplantae, Streptophyta, Magnoliopsida, Fabales, Fabaceae. The coding region runs from base 55 to 738 and encodes 227 amino acids. The record is from RefSeq and is a predicted model, not a curated record.
UCACGGGCAAAGUGUGUGUGGCACUAGCAGCCGCAGGUUUAGGGUAAUCAAAGAAUGGUAGGUGUAAAUUUGACAAAGAACAGAUACUGGGUUUUGAGGCAUGGCAAAAGCAUUCCCAACGAACAGUGUCUCAUUGUUUCCUCCAUGGAAAACGGUACGCGCCCUGAAUUCCAAUUGGCUACCGAGGGAAUUGAACAAGCACACGUAGCUGCAAAACUUUUCCAACAGGAGCUGGAAGCAAAUAAUAUACCACUUGCCAAUGUACGCAUUUGCUAUUCUCCAUUUUCAAGAACAAAACACACGGCUCAAGUUGUUGCAGCUGCGCUCAAUCUUCCUUUUGAAGGCCCCCAGUGUAAGGUGGUGGAAGAUCUCCGUGAGCGCUAUUUUGGUCCUUCAUUUGAACUUCUUUCACAUGAUAAGUAUGCAGAGAUUUGGGAAAUGGAUGAAAAGGAUCCACUUGUUGGGCCAGAAGGAGGAGAAAGUGUCAAGGAUGUUGCCUGUAGACUUACAAGAGCGGUGACAAUUAUGGAGUCAGAAUAUGAAGGUUGUGUCAUUUUGGUUGUGAGCCACGGGGAUCCCCUGCAAAUCUUGCAGACAAUUCUGCUUGAAUCUAUACAACAACAGGAACACCCUAACAAGGACUUAGCAUCAAUUCUAAGUGCAGUUCAAGUAGCAUCAAUCUUAUCCCAGCACCGUAAAUAUGCUCUGGUAACCGGAGAGCUCAGGCGAGUCGUUUGAUAGGUUUGAAGUAUAGGAGGAAGACAUUACACUAUUUUGGCUCAGGCUCAAUUUAAUCCCCCUAUUGUUGCUAAAAGUUAAAAAACACUUAUCUCCAAAGUCUAGACUAGUUAGUGAUAGUAGACCUUGCAGAAAAUAAUGGGUUCGAUUUUAUUUACUUAGUUUUUAAUAUAUGCAUUACUUUUGUAUUUUUUUUUAUACAUUUAUUUUUAGUAUUUAAAGCGGUGACCGGUGAGUAAAUAGUCAAA